UGGUCGGUCCCUUCCAUCAAGUCGGGCUGGUGGGCUCCGCUGCCGGGCCGGUCCUCGCCACCUUCGGAGGCAUCUCCGGAGAAUCACCUGAUCUAGAAUUACAUAAGGCGAAGCUCCCUCCGACCUGCGGCGACCCCGCAGAGCCGGCUCCCUAGCCGGGCGCAGCAGCACUUUCUGGGGCUCCCUCUUCCGAGCCCCUCCCGCUCCAGAGCCUUCCCUCCCUUAACAAGUUGGGUCUUUGGGGGGGGUCACUUUCCCCCCGUGGCCCUUUCCCACCCACGUCCCCCUCCUGCCCCGACUCUGCAGCUUUCCGCGGUUGCGCUAAGACCCUGGUCCGGUGGUCCCAAAGCCCGGGAGAGUUUGGCUCAUCUGGGGGAAGCCAGCAGCGCCCGCCCCCGGCCGGCCCGAGAUCAUCGGGUCGAGCCGUCUUCCUCCCGGUCACCCAGGGCUACCGCUGCCUCUCAGAUGAAACUUGGUGGGGAAACUCUCCCUGGCGGAUGGCCGGAGAGUCCUGGACAGGAUUCCCUUUUUUGCGCCCCCCAGGCUCCAGGUUUCUAUGCCCGAGAAGGCCAGCCCCACAGAAGCCCCCAGCCAGUCCUAAAGCCUCUCCUUCUGGGGGCUGCAGGACUGGCAGCUCCCCUCACAGACCCCGAAGAGUCCACGGGCUGCAGCCAGUGGCAGAGACCAGUCUUGGCCUCGAUCCUUAGGUGGUGGGGAGAAGAUGCUUCUGGCCCUUUCAAACUGGAGUGGGAAACCAUAGCAAAUGGUUAUUUGCUCCUGAAAGGGAAGCUGGGAUGGUCGGGUCAGAAGCCAUUCUAGAAAUAAGUAGUUGGCGUUAUAGUUUUAAUAUUGUGUAUUUCUUCCAUCUAUCUUCUGGAGAGCAGCUAAAGGAACUUGGCACAUCUGAAGACAUUAGUCUCCACAAAACGUCUGCCAACUUGAAGUGGUUGAAUGUCCAGAUGGCUCCCCUGAGGAAUGGCCUUGGCUGGGUUCUUGCAACUCCUCACCCCACCCCCCACACCCCAUCCCAAGCAGUCCAUUCCUCCUGAUCUCCAAGCUGGAUCUUCAAGUACUCAUCAAAAUGCAGCUCAGUGGUGAGAAAAGGAAGGGCCUGCACUUAGGCAAGAAAAACCAAUUCCACGGUUAUGGAAUAGGUAGCACCUGGCUCAAGAGCACUAACUGUCAGAGGGACCUAGCAUUGCCAGUGGCCAACCACCUAAAUAGGACCUAGCGGAUGCCAAAGAAGCCAAUGCAAUCAUAAACUGCACUAACAGAGGGAGAGUUUCAAAAUGGUGUGAAAUGUUGAUGGAGAUUCUCAGUCUCCAUAGAAAAAGCACCUUUGGGACAAGCAUGUGAAAUGUUAGCACCACUUUAAAAUGCUUUGGCAAGACCAUACUUUGAAUAUUGCAUCCAGUUCUGAUCACCACGAUACAAAAAAAGACAUUGAGGCUCUAGAAAGAGUGCCGAGAAAAAGAGCAACCAAGAUGAUCAGGGGGCUGGAGGUUAAAACCGAAGAACGGCUACAGGAAUUGGCCUCCGGGCUCCAGUGCUACGGCUGCAACGUGAUAGUGGGCAGCAGGUCGGUCAACACCGGUUGCUCCAGUCCAGAAGUGAUCACCUGCCCCCGUUCCCACCAAGGGUUCAAGCACCGGUUCUGCAUCAAGAUGGAAAGCGCGGUGCUGGGGGUCCUUUUGACCAGUGGAUGCGCCACCUCCCGUCACUGCCAGCAGCAGGAGUUGCCAGGGAUCCGGAUCCACUGCUGCAACAGAGAUCUUUGCAAUGGAUCCCCUGCUUGCUCCUCCUGCCCUGCCUGCUACCUCCUGAUCUUGUGGACGGUCCUGCUUACCUUCCUCCUGUGAAGCAGAGCUCAGAGACACCAGGACGCCUCUCCGGCCAUGCUGCUGCUGCCCGUUGGCCCCAGAUCUCCUUUUUCGUCCUUCUUGGUCCCCUGGCAGCCAUCAGAAGAGGUGGCUUCAUUGUCAUUCUUCACUGAGUUUUAUAAGAACCGGCAAGUCUAAAUAAAGCAUCCUGAGAAAUUG
Molecule: messenger RNA, 2039 nt
Organism: Pantherophis guttatus
Lineage: Eukaryota; Metazoa; Chordata; Lepidosauria; Squamata; Colubridae
Source: RefSeq, a predicted model, not a curated record